This is a messenger RNA of Haplochromis burtoni (Burton's mouthbrooder), 617 nucleotides long. It is a transcript of the gene hbbe2, whose product is annotated as hemoglobin beta embryonic-2. Gene Ontology annotation, biological process: oxygen transport; hydrogen peroxide catabolic process. Gene Ontology annotation, cellular component: blood microparticle; hemoglobin complex; haptoglobin-hemoglobin complex. The transcript has 3 exons. The record is from RefSeq and is a predicted model, not a curated record. NCBI's taxonomy places the organism in Eukaryota, Metazoa, Chordata, Actinopteri, Cichliformes, Cichlidae. Bases 72 to 515 code for a protein of 147 amino acids. Gene Ontology annotation, molecular function: organic acid binding; oxygen carrier activity; heme binding.
GGGGUCUAGUGAAGCACUAUUCAGCCUUUUCCUUCAAGCCUGAAGAAAAAAAAUCAUAAUCAAACGCCACCAUGGUUGAGUGGAGCGAAAACGAACGCAGCAUCAUCUCCAACAUCUUUUCCAACCUGGACUAUAACGACGUUGGGCCCAAGGCUCUGGUCAGGUGUCUGGUCGUUUACCCCUGGACUCAGAGGUAUUUCUCUUCCUUCGGUAACCUCUACAACGCCGAAGCCAUCAGCACCAACCCGAAAGUCGCUGCCCACGGAAUCAAAGUGCUCCACGGUCUGGACCGCGCUCUGAAGAACUUGGACAACAUUAAAGCCACCUACGCCGAGCUGAGCGUCCUGCACUCAGAGAAGCUGCACGUCGACCCCGACAACUUCAAGCUGCUUUCUGACUGCCUGACCAUUGUUAUUGCUGGAAAACUGGGUUCCGCUUUCACCCCAGAGGUUCAGGCUACCUUCCAGAAGUUCUUGGCCGUGGUGGUGUCCGCUCUCGGAAAGCAGUACCACUAAAAUGUAGAUCCGUCUGCAUCUGGAAGCCAGAAGGAGAUCUAACGCCUGUUUCAAUAUGUUAUGGAUCACCUCAAAAAAGAAAUAAAGGCCCACUGAAGCAAA